Messenger RNA from Thamnophis elegans (Western terrestrial garter snake), 2665 nucleotides. It is a transcript of the gene BAAT, whose product is annotated as bile acid-CoA:amino acid N-acyltransferase. NCBI's taxonomy places the organism in Eukaryota, Metazoa, Chordata, Lepidosauria, Squamata, Natricidae. Bases 1000 to 2262 code for a protein of 420 amino acids. Gene Ontology annotation, biological process: fatty acid metabolic process; acyl-CoA metabolic process. Gene Ontology annotation, molecular function: fatty acyl-CoA hydrolase activity. Gene Ontology annotation, cellular component: peroxisome. The record is from RefSeq and is a predicted model, not a curated record. The transcript is spliced from 4 exons.
ACUCUGCAAGCCCUAGUAUGAACUAGGCCAUGGGUGACCCAUACCUACACAAGGAACUAUAUUACAACAACACCUGAUAGAAAUGUUGUUUUCAUGGGAUGUUUGAAACUUUUUUUCAUCAAUGGCAUUUAUUAUAUAUGACUAUAAAUGUUAAUUUGGCUAGAUGGAUCAUUUUUAGACAGUACAUUUUUUUUUUACUGAGAAUAUACCAUAGUUUCCUGAUGUAAGCUCGAUUCUUUUGGCAUUAAAGGCUUUCUGGUUCACUAUGGGUCUGCUGAGAUUCAUUGGUGUGGCUGGGUGGGAGGUAAUAUUUCUAACUGCUUCCUAAAAUAGUGAUUUUUGUGUGAAACCAGAACUGAAAUGUGAGCUCUUUUGGAGUCAUUGCUUUCUUGAUGCACAUAACUGCAGAGUUUUGUCUGUUUUACAGAAAGUGUUUCAGACAAUGCCUUCUUGUUUGAAUUAUUGCAUAUUUAAAGGCAUUAAAAGACUAAAAGAAGGCAUUAUUUAUUUAAACACUUUGUAAAGUGACUCUGGGAAAAAACAGUUACAAAUAGAAUACUGUACAGUAUGUUCCCAUUUCUUUCUCAAAUUGCUUGUUCCAGUCUAUUAAACUCCAUUCCAACUUUUAUAUCACCCUGAGAAUUAGUUCAAGUCACAUGGUUAGGAUCCAGCUCCUUAUUUUCCAAAAUCUUCACUCGAUCUGCUUUAAGCCACUGUUUGGUGUAGAGAAGAGUGCAGAAAGGACUUCGGAGUUCUGCCCAAAGUCUAUUUUUUCCUUAGCGGUCAGUUGACACAGCAAGCCUUGAUUCUGAAGAAGUUUGGAGCUGAAAGGUAUUGUAUUUGAAGUGGGUGAGAGAGAUAGAAUUGCACUGUGCCUUUCCAUUACGGCUGAGAGAAGAGAAAGAAAGUGGCUACAUGAGGCUGGUUCUUCAGUCUGGCAAAUUCAGAGGCUCACUUUGAGGAGCAAGAACUUGAAGAUACUCUCAAGAACUGGCUGCUAUGGUCCACCUCAGUGUCACUCCUGAAGUCUCCCUCGCUGACUUGCCAGUGAAGAUUUAUGCCUCUGGCCUGGCGCCCUCCCAGCUUGUGACCUUACAUGCAUCAUUGACAGAUGAAAAGGGAAUGAAGUUUGUAGCCAGAGCCUUUUACCAAGCCAAUCAGAAUGGAGAAGUGGAUGUGGCACAGGCUUCUGCUCUGGGAGGUAACUAUACAGGUGUGUGGCCCAUGGGCCUCUUUUACACUCUAAAGGCUGAGAAGAUGUUCCACAGGCUGCUCAAACGUGAUGUGACAGGCAGCCCCUUCUAUGUUCAGAUUAGCCUCUUCGAUUCUACUGUGAUUGUGCCCUUGCCAAUGCAUGAACCACUGGCUACUUGCACUGUGGAACGAUGGUAUGCAGCCCCUGGAGUGGAACGCAUCUCCAUUAAGUGCGGCCGGGUCCGGGGAGCCCUCUUCUUGCCUCCAGGCCCUGGGCCAUUUCCAGGACUGAUUGACCUGUUCGGUGGAGCUGGAGGACUAAUAGAAUUUCGAGCUGGUUUAUUGGCUAGUAAAGGCUUUGCAGUUCUGGCUUUGGCUUUCUUUGCAUAUGAUGAUUUACCACAGACUUUGGAAGUAAUAGAUCUGGAGUAUUUUGAAGAAGCAUCCAGACUACUCUUGAAAAAUCCUAAGGUAAGAGGUCCGGGACUUGGAGUUAUUGGUUUAUCCAAAGGAGCAGAAAUUGCAUUGGCCAUGAGUACUUUCUUAAAGGAAGUAGUGGCUUCAGUGUCCAUCAAUGGUCCAACAAGAAUGACUGGUAUACCACUCCACUUUCAUGAUGUCAGAAUCCCUGGAACUUCCUACCCAUCUGAGAAGGUUGUCAUUAAUGAAAUGGGAUUGGCAUCCACUUUCUAUUGCUUGGGACAUCCUCUGGAUCAAGCACAUGAAGUAUCUGCCAUCCCUGUGGAGAAGGCCCAGGGACACAUCCUCUUUGUGGUGGGAGAAGCUGACCAAAGCUUCAAUGGCAAAGUGUUUGCUGAAGCAGCCAUGGCUCGAGCAAAGAAACAUGGAAACAAUAAUUAUAGCCUGUUGUCUUAUCCAGGAGCUGGACAUCUGAUAGAACCCCCUGGAUCACCAGUUUGCUAUGCUUAUCCACUUCGGUUUUCUUCCAUCCCAAUCCAGUGGGGAGGGGAAAUGAAGCCUCAGGCUAAAGCCCAGGAGCACUCUUGGAAUGAGAUCCUAAAUUUUUUUAAGCUUCAUCUUGGGCCACUUCAGAAUAGCAGUUUAUGAUAAAAGAAAGACCCGGUUGUUUAGUUUCCUUUGGGAUUAUGCAGUUGGGUGGAUACAUUGAGGCCAUGAACUCCAGUUUUCUUACUCUGUGCAGGUUAAAGUUAAAACCUUUAGAUGAAGGGGAGUCCUGUAGUUCUUCAACUAAUUAGAUCCAUUGUUGAACUGCUGUUGGUGUUAGGAAAUUUUUCAGAACAUUCAAAUAGUCUGCCUCACAUGUUUACAUGUCCCACAGUCUGGGAAGAAAACAGACAUUAGUGUUCUCUGUGGGCUUCCUAAUGCUCUUCCAUCCUUCCAUCCAUCGUUUGCUUUUCAUAACGCUCCACAGGUCAACAGUCUUCAUUUUACCUUCAUAACAUUUACUUGCCAUUCUCUGAAAUUAAAACAGUUUGUGUGAAUUCUUAAA